This is a messenger RNA of Achroia grisella, 29027 nucleotides long. RefSeq lists its product as uncharacterized. The record is from RefSeq and is a predicted model, not a curated record. Gene Ontology annotation, cellular component: intermediate filament; cytoplasm; cytoskeleton. Gene Ontology annotation, biological process: intermediate filament cytoskeleton organization; wound healing. Lineage: Eukaryota; Metazoa; Arthropoda; Insecta; Lepidoptera; Pyralidae. The transcript has 105 exons. Gene Ontology annotation, molecular function: structural molecule activity; microtubule binding; calcium ion binding. Bases 1 to 27879 code for a protein of 9292 amino acids.
AUGUCAAUGUACCGAUUCGUGAAAGAAGGUAGCAGCAAGCGUCUCUUCGUGCAGGGCACGCUUGAGAACGAUGACUCGAAACCAUUGAAAUCGAGUCUGAAAAAGUCCUCCCAAUCUCCUGUCGGGUCGCCGAUCACAACAAGUUUGAAUCUAGCGUCUGUUCCGAGAAGUUUACGAGAAGGCUUGACGAGGCAUGAGACUGUGCACGAUGGGAAUUAUCCGGGAAUGGAGAGGACUUCUAGUUACCGCUCGGGAUCUUAUCGAGAAGAGAGUUACAACGGCAGAAUAGUCCAUGAUGGUAACCAGACGCAUUUUGAGUACGACGCGGGCGAGAGUGCAUUAGCCGUACCAGCUUCAGCUGGUGGUAGAGGCAUAUCAGAGCUGCAGGCGAUUCACACGAACAAAAGGUUGUCGACCGAGGUCCUCGGCUCUUCACUAGAGUCGACGAAGAUCUCGAAGAAAGAUGACAGCGGUCAGAGACGCAUCACAACUAGGAUUGUGAGAAAAGUGACCACGUUGACUCGUGGUGAGGAGAAAGCGUCUGCUGAGGAUUUGGCUAGAGGUGGACGGGAAGUUCACAGAUCUGCAGAGCAUUACCGUCAUGUGGAAAUGGAGGCAUCGCAUCCUAGAAAAGUAAAGAUAUCAGACAUAGUGGUGGGACAAGAACCUAACGUAACCGCCCGGGAGGCGUUGCUGAGCUGGGCUCGGCGGUCCACUGCCAAGUACCCAGGCGUAAGGGUGACCGACUUCACGUCGUCGUGGCGUGAUGGGCUGGCCUUCAACGCGCUUAUACACAGGAACCGUCCUGACCUGAUAGACUGGCGUAAUAUCAGGUCAAGACAGGUGCGUGAGCGCUUGGAGACGGCUUUCCACGUGGUCGAGAAAGAAUAUGGCGUCACCAGGCUGUUGGACCCCGAAGAUGUGGACACCCAUGAACCUGACGAGAAGUCCCUCAUCACUUACAUCUCGUCGCUGUACGAGACGUUCCCUGAGCCGCCGGCGGUACACCCGCUCUUUGACGCCGAGUCUCAGCGGCGAGCGGCCGCCUACACCGAGCAGGCCGCGCAGCAUCGUGCCUGGUUGCACGAGAAAUGCGCACUUAUGCAGGACCGUGCUUUCCCAUCAACUUUGAUCGAGAUGAAAAAGCUGCUCAGCGAGAGCACGCGUUUCCGCAAUGAGGAGGUACCUCUGCGACAGAGGGAGAAGCAGAAACUCUUCCACCAGUACAGGGAAUUAGAAAAAUAUUUCGAAUCAGUGGGUGAAUGUGAUAUCGAACCCGCGUUACGACCGGACGCGUUAGAACAAUCUUGGUCGCGGCUGAUGAUCGCGCACCAAGAACGCGAACGAGACCUGAGCGAUGAGAUCCGUCGCCUGGAGCGACUGCAGCGACUAGCCGAAAAACUCCACAGAGAUAUAAAACAAACCGAGGGUGGUCUCGACAACGUCGAGCGACACAUUGAGAACGAGAUCCGACGGGUGGAGCGCGGCGUACACCCGGCCGAGGCCAAGAUGGCCGCCGAACAAAUCGAACAGGACCUACUUAGCAUGGAGCACACCAUACAGGAGAUGUUCCAGGAUUCACACGCCUUAAGAGAAGGCCGGUAUCCGCAAGCAAAUGAUUUACAUAAACGAGUGCAACACCUACAUGAUCGAUGGCUGAACGCUCGGCAAAGCUUCACCGGGCGCUUGGUGCCGCGUCUGUCGUCCGUCCGUAUGCCGGUACAGCAGACCACGGUGCGCAGGGAGACCAGGACCGUGCUGGAGACCAGGGUGCACGACGCCGACCCCAAGUUCCAGCAGUUGCAGGAAGCUAUCAAAUGGUGUAAAGAAAAAUUGAAAAAGCUUCACGAGUCGGACUACGGGUCUGACCUGCCGUCGGUGCAACACGAGCUGGACAGGCACCAGAGAGAACACAAGCAGAUAGAUCAGUUCCAUUCAAAGGUGGAACAGUGCGUGCAUAGCCGCUCAAAUUUCAGCGGCGAGGAGUUGAACCUCUACAACCAGCAUUUGAGUCAGCUGCAGAAACUUUAUGCUGAAUUAUUGUCUACCAGCACUAAACGCAUUUCAGACCUAGAUGCAUUACAAGACUUCCUGCAGUCUGCAACCGCUGAAUUGAACUGGCUGAAUGAGAAGGAACAGGUGGAGUUGUCCAGAGAUUGGGCGGAUCCACACAUCAACCUGCCCGCGGUGCAGCAUUAUUAUGAGCAUUCAUUUGGGGACGGCAAAGAGCAACUGAUGUCGUCGCUUGAAAAACGCGAACUGCAAUUCAGCAACGUAAUCGAUAGAGGGGAAGCGUUGAUCGCACAACAUCACCCCGCUACUAAGACAAUUGAAUCCCACCUGCAGGUGAUGCAGUCGCAAUGGGCUUGGGUGCUACAACUUACACUCUGCUUAGAGACCCAUCUGAAACAUACGACGCAGUAUCACAACUUCUUCGAAGAGGUCAAGGAGGCAGAGAAAUGGAUACAGAAACGCGAAGAAGCUCUCAACAGUACAUUCUCCCAAUCGGAGUUCACGCUUGACCAAGGCGAGCGACUUCUCAAAGGGAUGCAGGAUCUGCGUGAAGAGCUCAAUGCUCACGGCAUAGUGGUGACGCGGCUGGUCGAAGAGGCGCAGGAGAUCAGACCAGUGAAACAAAGGAAAGCGCCGAUUACAAGACCGCUGAGGGCAGAAACCGUCUGUGCUUAUAAACAUGCGAAUGUGGCCAUCGAGAAGGGCGCGUCGGUGACUGUGAUAGACAACUCCGGACGCAGCCGGUGGUCGGUCCGCGCUGGCGGUGCCGGCACUGAGCUGCAGCUGCCCGGCGCCGUGCUGGCGCUGCCGCCGCCCUGCCAGCUGGCGCACGACGCCGCCGCCGGCCUGCGCGCCGCCUACGACCGGGUGAUACAAUUAUGGCAACGGAAGCAACUCAGGAUGAGACAAAACAUGAUAUUUGCCACCAUCAAGGUGGUGAAAGGAUGGGACUUCCCGCAGUUCGUGGCCAUGGGAGCAGAACAGCGCCAGGCUAUACGUCGGGCGCUGAAUGAAGAUGCAGAGAAACUGCUCGCUGAAGGGGACCCGGCGGACCCGCAACUGCGGCGCCUGCGCAGAGAGAUCGAUGACGUCAACCGCCUGUUUGAUGAGUUCGAACGACGUGCAAGAGCUGAAGAGGAAUCUAAGAAUGCAGCGCGCAUCUUCACCGAACAAUCAAGCAAUCUACUUGAGAGACUGGAUGUCCUUGAAAGACAGCUACAUGAGAGGAUCGCCAGUAAUAUACCACGAGAUUUGGACUCGCUGGAACACCUCGUGCUGCAGCAUAAGGAUUGGGAAGGGAACCUGCACGCGCUGUCCAGUGACGUAGAAGAAGUACAGGCCACAUUCAGAGGCAUCGCUCUAAAGACCCCGGCCAUGAAGAAAAAUCUGGACAAAGUCAUGGGCAAAUGGAAUGACAUGCAGUCGAAGAGCCAAUUGUUUGUCGAAAGGCUAAAAUUCGUGGAGAUUGUGGUGAGCAGUAUGGAAGAGAAUCAUCAAACUAUAUCAGAGUUUGAGAUCAAGUUGGCACAGUUCAGUGACCUGCCCAACGAUGUUGAACUACUUAAAGACAUACACGAAGACCUGCUCCGUAUGCAAGUAGCAGUCUCCAAACAGCAGAUACAAAUCGACCAGAUGAAUGAUGACGCUGAAAACUGUAGGCGUCUCGUAGAAAGUUCUAGAGCGGCGUUACCACACUCCUCGCUCCCGAGAUCUGGCAAACACAUAGACCUGGAACGUCUGGACAAGGAGAUCUCACACCUGAAUAAUAGAUGGAACAGCGUUUGCAAUCAACUCGCUGAGAGACUGAGAAGUUGUGAAGCAGCAUACCAACUACUGCGCAACUACAACGCUGGCCUGGAGAAGGAAGCUGAAUGGAUUGACGACAGCUUUGCCAAGCUCAAGAAUCAACCACCAAUCGAAAUUCGACCUAAGGAGCAGUUCGAACCAACUAGGAAUCUACUCACAAGCGUGGUUGAGAGGACUCCAAAGAUUGAAAAAGUUAACGUGGACGGUGGAAGGUUCAUAAGAGAGGCGAAGAUACACUCCUCGAGAUGCCAGCGGUACGCCGAAUGGCUUUGCGACGAGGUACAUCCUUCAUUGGAGAUGAAGCAACUGCGGCGGCAAGCUGAUGUGGAGAUGGCUGAAAGACUGCGAAGUAGGGGCCUAAGUCCGGACCCUGAGAAACUGCCGACGGGAGCUGAGGCCGUCGCGAAGGAAUUGGAUGAUAUAAACGCUAAACACCAGAGACUACUUGAUUUGCUGUAUGAAAGAUUGAGGAGAAUCGCUGCCGCCAAUCCAGGAGACAUUGUUACGUUGCGUCUCGUGGAGGCAAUGGCUCCCCGGUCAGCGCGCUCGUUCCGUCAGGAGUUCAAUAUGCAGGAUCUGGCAACAACAACCGAACAUACAUACAGUACGCAUUAUACCUCAGAAAAAUAUGUCAGAACAUCGCACUCUACAGAGCAUGAUGCACCUAUUAAAUCCAUGACCAAUGGCAAACUAAAUUCGCCUAAAUAUACUACAAAAACCGUCGUAAGUGAUGAUGACAGACUUGACCUUAGGAAUCUCAAACGGGUCCACAAAAUGUAUGAAGGACCCAACAUUAUUGAAUCUAAAGGAAUUAUACAUCCUGUUACAAAAGAAAUAUUGACGGUUGGUCAAGCAAUUAGCAUGAGGAUACUUGACGUAAGAACUGGAAAACUCCUAUCUUCACCCGAUAAAAGACAAUCAAUAACCAUAGAGCAAGCAGCAAAUGAAGGUCUCAUUGACCCCAAACUAGCUGCUAGAUUAACAGGCCCCUGCGGCAUGACAGAAGAUGGUAACGAAGUUACAUUACUGGAAGCGAUUCAACAAGAGCUGUACGAUGCUGAGCAAGGCUUAACUGAUCCAGCAGAGAAGAGAAUAAAGGUAACUGUAGAAAGCCAAGCACCCACCACCCAAGGAAUGAGUAUCUCAGAUGCCCUCAAUUGCGGUCAAGUUGAUCUACAAAGAGGUCUCUACAGGCUACCAAACGGAAAUUACAUAACAAUAUCCGAAGCCUAUCAGAAGGGUUACCUCAUUUAUAAUGAGAUUAUUAAAAUAAAAUCGAGCACUUUGUCUUUAUCCGAUGCAAUCAGUCAAGAUUUGGUAGAUAAUAAUGGUUGGAUUUUGGACAGAAAUUCAGGUGAUAGAUUUCAAUUAGAUGUUGCUAUAAAAAAUGAAUUGAUAGACUCAAAUAUUAGAGAAAUAGUUGACCCUAAAAAUGAUACCAAAAUUACGCUUGCUGAAGCCAUUGAGAAAAAUAUUAUUAAUACAAAACAUUCAAAGUAUGUGCACAAUCUAACUAAAGAAAAAUUAACAUUUAAAGACGCUGCAAAUAAAAGGUACAUUUACAAACCUAUGACUCUAAAAGAUGUUUGUGACAACAAUCUAAUGACAAAUGAUGGUAAAAUUUUGUCACCUGCUAAUAGGGUUCCUUUGAAUAUUUUAGAGUCAAUAUCUGUAGGUGUACUCGACAGUGAUAAUAUAAAAUGUAUAACAGACACUACAACAGGUCAACUCCUAACGUUAUCAGAAGCACUAGCUUCUAAAAUUAUAUUGCAUGAUAAUAAAUUUCGCGAUAAUCUCACAGGAGAACUUUGUACUAUUCCCGAUGCAGUUGAUCGUGGUCUUAUAACAUCUGUGUCGCAAAGAUCUAUAUUUGAUAUAGACGGGUUUAGGGACCCUAAAUCAGGAGAAUUUGUAUCAUUCAAUAUAGCGCAUAGUAAGGGUAAUCUCAAAUAUGUUAAUGGAGAAACUUUCCUGAAAUCUGAAAGCGAUGACUUUGUUUAUUUAGAAGAUUGUACUAAAGUAGCAAUUGUACGUCCAGAAGUGUUAGAAAUGUUUAAUAGAAAGAUAGGUAUCUACGAAAACGGAAAAGAACUUACUGUGUUAGAUACAGUUUUUAAAAAUAUUCUCGACCCAAAAUCAGGGCAUUUGCUUGAUGCUACUACUAAAAAGCCCAUCCCGUUUAAUAAAGCCGUUGAGAUUAGUAUGAUUACACCUGAAGGUGCGGCUUUAUUAAACUCGCUUCUUAAUAUUACUCUUACGCUUCAGACUGUCACUAAAACAGUUAAACGUUACGUAACAGUAACUAACACAAACCCCACUCAGAGAUCUGAAACUAUUAUUACCUUCGCUGAAGCAGUGAAGCUCGGACUUAUUGAUGAGAAAACUCAGACAUUCACAGAUCCGACUACUGGUACCGUAAUUCCAAUACAACAAGCUUUAGACGAAGGUCUUUUGGGCGUUGAACAAAAUGAACCGCGUGUAGUCCAUAUAUCUGAUAUAUCUAAAAAGGAUCUAGUGCCGGGUCAAGUUGUUGAACUGAAAAUUACUAAAAAAUCUUUUAUCAAGGAUGUGCCCUCAAGUCCAGAAAGUAAAGUUCAAUAUGAUAGCAAACCAGAGACAAUCAAAAGUCCUGAUUAUGCUACGUAUGACACUACUAAUCCACGUGAAAGUUUGUUAAGAGAGAUAAAGACAAUUACUUCAAAGUCAAUAGUAACAGAACCGUCGGUCACAUCUAUGACUAUAAAGAAAAAUACAAUCGAGCUUCCACGUGGUGGCUGGACUUUGAAAGAGGCUAUUCAACAAAACUUCUUAGAUCCUGACAUAGGUAUGUUAACAAUACCCGGCACGGACAGAGUUUUGGAUCUCGAAGAAGCUUUCCAUCUAAACAUUAUAAACCCCGACUCAGCAAAAUUUGUUGACCCUAAAACUAAGCAAGAAAUGCCGUUAAGUAGAGCUAUGGAGCUGAAAUUAAUAGAUAAUACUGGUCAUUAUAAAUUUCCAAGAGACAAAAUUACAAUGCGUGAUGCAAUAGAUAAGAAAAUAAUUAUCUUUGUACAAAUUUCGACUGUCAAAUCCUUGCAAAAAGUAAUAACUAUUACUUCAGUGGCUGGUAUGCCUGAUAAAAUGGAAAUAGCAGAAGUACAAGAUUUUCCUCCUCAUAAAAUUGUAGAAGAGCAUCCGGUUUUGGAGCCCGUUGAAGUUGUACCAGGGAUAAUUUUUGAUCCUGCUUCUGCUCUUGUUAUAUCAACCACUUCUGGAGUAUCAGAAAAUAUUUUGGAAGCAGUAGACCGUGGCGCAGUUCCAUCUAAUACUGUAAACGUUGUAGAUCCGGAAACAAGUAAAGAAAUCUCACUGAAAUAUGCUUUAGAAAAGGGUAUAAUUGAUAAGAAGACAGGUGACUACACAUAUAAAUCCGGUAAAAGAGUAACUCUCACGGAAGCUGCUAAAAUGGGACUUAUAGUCGUAGCAGGUGCUCCUCUAGUAGCCGCAUCGAAAGUAAUUCAAAUUAUAAAAAGUACAAUGGUAGUAGAUCCUAAAAGCGGAGAAAAACUUCCAAUGGAAGUAGCAUAUGAAAGAGGUCUCGUUGAUUCUGUUACAUACAAAAAAUAUGAGGAAUCUCUCAGAGAGCGAACCCCAGACAGUGGCAAUAGUUUUGCUCCGGUUUCUACUAAUCUCGUAACAGGUAUGGAAACUACGUUAAUAAUCGAAGAUCCACAAACAGGUGAAAAAUUACCCAUAGAUAUAGCAUAUCAGAGAGGAAUAAUAGACACAGAUACAUACAACCAAUGCAAAACAGCUAAAGAUCUAAUGCCUAUUAAUAAGAUUACCACCACCCCAAAUGUUGAAACUCCUACAACCUCUACAACGACUAUUUCUCAAGUCAUUACAAAACCUUUAUCUGUUGGUGCUGCAGUGUCGGAAGGGUUCAUUACAGUCGAAUCAAUUCAAAAUAGUCUAUUGGCUGAUAAUAGAAAAGUUGUUACUACCAUUUAUACUGAUAAGUCAAAACCUCCAUCUGAUGUCAUCCAAAUUACAAAACGCGACAUUAAUGAAAAACCAAAAUAUAAUGUAAAUAUUGCAGAGCCACGAGUAACAGAUACCCAGAUUUUAGAAACGAAACCCAUAGUUCUACAAAAGCUCAGAAAGCGUGUUGUAACACCUUUGGAAGCUGUUAACAAAGAUUUAAUGGACAAAGACACCGCCAAAAUUUUGGAAGCUGUUAAAACUUUUAAAGAUAAUAAUGGAACGCCUCUAACACUAGACAAAGCCAUUGAAAAAGGUUUUAUUGAUCAUAACAAAGGUAGAAUUGUCGAUCCUUUACGCGGAGAUGUAAUUACCAUAAAUGAAGCUCUUCAAAGAGGUAUUCUAGAUGGAGAUGGACAGGAUGAAGUAUUAAUACCUCUAGCAAGAAGUCUUUCAAUACCCGAAGUUAUGGAACAAGGCUUGCUAGAUCCCGGUACUGGAAAACUAAUCCAUCCUGAAACUGGCAGCCAUUUAACUUUAAGAGAAGCAAUAAUUUGUGACAUUGUUGAUCCUAUGUCUACUAUUACAACUGGGCCGAAUAGGAAUAUAACGCUAAAUGAAGCAAUAGAAAAAGGUUUCAUAGAUAAUGACAAGAAUAUUGUAAAGACUAGUGAUGGGGAAUUAAACUUAGUAUCUGCUGUAAACAUGGAGCUCUUCCCUAAAUCGGAUAGUGUACCAGUUGUUGAAAACAUACCUCCAGCUGCACUAACACUGUCUGUAGCUGUUCAAAAACAAAUACUAAAUCCUUUAACAGGGGACAUAAAACAUCCUUUAACAGGAGAAAUAAUACCUAUUGAAGAAGCUUUGCAAAGAGAUUUAAUUAUGGCAAUUCCUUUCCCUCAAUCAUCAGAAACAGUCACUUUAGAAGAGGCGUUACGUAAAGGUGUUAUUAAUUUGCAUGAUGGUACAUACACCAAUCCAAAAACUAAGGAUGUUAUACCAUUAAAUAAAGCUCUGGAACAGGGAUUGCUGGCAGUGAAACUAAAUACUGAACCAAUGCAAGGCAGCGGUGUGGUAACGACAAUUACUGAAACUUUUACUUCUGAGCAUACCAUUACAACUAAAAUGAUUGAACUUUUGGCAGAUUAUGUGCUUGUUAAUGCAAAUGAAGUAAGAAAUACAAAAACCGGAGAGAUUAUAUCAAUGGAUCAAGCUCGCCAAGAUGGUAUCGUUAGAGAUGAACAUACGAGUAAAGAACAAUUUAUCACUAGUAAUACAAAUAUCAGUUUUGAUGAUGCUCUUUCUUACGGGUACAUCAAUAUAGAACAAGGAACGUUCACACAUCCGAACACUGGCGAAAUUUUAACAAUUGCAGAAGCUAUUGACAGCGGUGUAUUAAAGACAGAAGUGCCUCAAACUGAAACAACAGAAUUAGUGUCCACUAAAAGAGAUUUGGAAAGGCUGAAUUUAAAUGAAGCAUUUGAACUUCUUUUUGAUGAAAAAUCUCAAAGAUUCCGUGAUCCAACAUCACCAAACAAAGUAUUAACAUUCAAAGAAGCACUUGAGAGAAAUAUAAUUGAUCCUGAGUCUAUUAUUUAUGAUGUUAAAAGUGGUAAACCCGUAACUUUACAAGAAAGUCUAAAUAUAGGUUUGAUUGAUAAGAAGACCGGUAAAGUUAAAGAACUUAAAACAGGUAAAUCGAUUGACAUUAAAAAUGCUGCAAAAAUGGGUUUAAUAGCAGUAGUAGCUGCACCUGUUCUAGCAGGUAUGGCAGUAGUACAAGGAGCAAAGUCUAUAACAAGCAAAGUGUUGAAACCUAAUAAAGAAAAUAUUGAUGAUUUAGAAAAAAGUAGUCAACCAGUGUCUACGAAGAGCGAAACCCCUGAUAUUACACCAAAACCACAACGCAACGAGGAAAGGUCUCUAACUUCAAUUAGAGGUGAAAAUUCUGUAAAUUCUCCGAAUACCGAAAUUUUAAAAGUAGAAACUGUUACGAAAUCUGUACAACCUAUAAAUGAAAGAGAAAUAACAGAUAGAAAUCCAGUUCAGUCAGUGAAAGAGUAUAGAGAAGUUACAUCAGAGGGCGAAGAAGUUAUAACAAUAGUGAAUACUGUGGUUUCCAAACAAGGUACUUAUGAUAGUGAAUAUAUUAUUAAAGAUAGUCUCAUUGCUGAGGAAAGUCAAUUAUCUCCAGAGAAUGAUGAAAUUAUGACGAUUACUAAAACUGUUAUAACUAAAGGGGAGUCAGAGGCUCGUAAGAAUUCAACAGAAUAUAGUGAACAUUUGAAACAUUCUUCUUUACAAACUCCAGCAACUAAAGAGGGGCAAUCUGAAAGUAAAUCAACUGGUAUAUUUGAAGUGUACGAUGUGACAGACGACGUCAAAUAUAUUAAUAUUGCAGAUAAAGAACCCUCCGUAGGUGAAAUUAUUAAUGUGAGGCAAAAAUCUGACGUUACUGAUAGACAGAAUGAAAAGAACAUUAGUCCGAUUAGUGUCGCUGAUCCUGUAGGCAAAGACACAAAAACGAAUACUGAAAUACCUGUAGAACUAAAGGCGAGCUAUGUAAGUAAAAGUGAUGCACUAGUCUUAGACAAAGCAAAAUUAGAUGAACGUGAUGUUUCAGAAAAUAUACAAUCUACUUUUAAUGAAUCAAAGACAAUUGGUGAUGCCAAAGAAAGUGAACCGGUCAUUGAAGAAUAUCGUCUAACAUCUCCUCAUGGUAAUGAGAUUACAACAAGUACUGUAACAACUGUUGUAUCCACACCAGGACCAAACCAAUUUGUUUCUGAGCAAUCGAGUACAAUAAUAACCACAAAAGCUUCACAAAUAACUACAGUUGAAAUUACCCAAAAUGAGUCUACUUCAUAUCAUGUUGUUACUGAAGUGUGUGGAUCGCAAAACCAAAGUGAAACUAAAAUUGAGACUCCAGAUGAAAUAGAGAAACUUAAAACAGAUCAAAAAGAUAAAGAUAAUGAACCAAUAAAUGUUAUUCAGAAUAUUAUUGAAUUCAAAAACUUACCACACCAAGAAGAAUUAAAAGAAACUGUUCAAAGGAAGGAAAAUAUUGAAUCACUGAAACCUCUUGAAGUGGCACCUGGAGUCAUUUACGAUCCUAAUACUUCAGUUAUUAUAUCUAAGACCUCGGGGAUUUCUGAUAAUGUAUUAGAAGCGGUUGAGAAAGGAAUCAUUCCAUCUGAAACUGUAAAAAUUUUAGAACCAAACACUGGACGUGAAUUAACUUUGAAAGAAGCGGUAGACAAAGGUCUUGUAGAUAAAAAUACAGGAGAUAUAAAAGACAAAUCUGGCCAUAAAAUUAGUUUUGCUGACGCAGCUAAGAUUGGGCUUGUAGCUAUAGUGGGUGCACCAAUUUUAGCGGCAACAAAAGUGAUUGAAGUAGUGAAAAGAGCAUCAGUCGUUGACCCGAAGACAGGUGAAAAAGUAUCACUGGAGAAGGCAAAAGAACGUGGUAUAAUCGACCGUAAUACGUUUGAUAAGUAUGAAGAAGUUAUCAAGAAACAAACGCCAUUAGAUCGUGGAAAUGUUGUAGACCUAUCAGAAACUACAUCUGAAUUAAGCUCUAAUAAAAUUAUAAAAGAAACUGCUGAAUACAAACCAGGAACUAAUUAUAUUACUACCGAACAGAAAUCUUUUGAUUUACAGCCGGUAAAACACAUAAUUUCAGAAAUAGAUUCCAAAAAUAUAUCGUCGUUAUUGAUAGAUGCUGAAAAGCAGCCGCUACGUGUUAUCGAUGAAAUUACGGAACAAAACGUAACUAAAGAGAAAUUGGAAUCUACAAAACCACUUUACGAAAAUAUUCCAUUAAUAGAAGCGAUCACUCAAGCGAAAAUAGAACCUAAAGUAUGUCGAAUAGCAAUAAAUGGUAUUGAAUCUCCAUUAACUGUUCAGGAUUCUUUAGACCAAAAUCAAAUAAGUAAAUUCACUCCGGUGGACAUAUUAUCUAAAAACUACGUCCUUAUCAGAGAAUCAAAACCUAAAUAUGGUGUGGCAAUCUCUAAAAAAUUAACGCCAGAAGAACUGUCUGAAAUGGGCAUCUACGACAUUGAAAAACAAAUAUUCUUGCAUCCUGAAACCGGUGUAAAAAUAUCUUUUGAGGAACUUGUAUACAGUUUGCAUAUCUUCGAUCCUGAAAAUAUUCUAGUAAAAGAUCUAAGUUCUAAAUCUGAUGAUUAUAUUCCAUUUAAUGAAGCAAUCGCGAAACCUAUAAUUGAUAAAACUACUGGUCACAUGGUUAAUCCCAAAAACGGUCAGCGCAUACCAUUCUUAAAAUGUCUACAAUUAGGUUGGAUAGUUGAAAAACCAGAAGACGUUUCGGUUUAUGAACAAAUUUCUGUUGAGACAGCUUUAGAACAAGGGCUUUAUAAUCCAAAAACUGGUAAAAUUACAGACAUUAAUACAGGUGAACUGGUACGAAUUGAAGAUGCAAUUGAAAAAGGUCUCAUUGACCCUGAAUCCGUGCUUAUCAAAGUACCACGUUCUAACGAAAAUAUAUCACUAUUAGAUGCUACUGAAAGGGGUUUAAUAGAAAUACAUGAUGGUGUAAUUACUAUAACGGAGACUAGGGAAAUAAUCGAAAUAUCUUCUGCUAUAGAGAUGGGAAUAGUGACAAUCAUUCAAAGACCAAUAUCUAUCGAAGCUAUCAUUAUCAACAGCAUGUACAAUCCUAAAGAAAAUAAGAUUAUAGAUAAAGUAACACAACAGCUUAUUGGUAUUGGGGAUGCAAUAGAUCGAAAAAUUGUCCACCCUACAAUUUCAGAAAUCAAAGAUACGGCAUUAGAAAAAUUUGUUCCGCUUUUUGAAGCUCUCAAAAUAAACUUAGUUAAUCCAGAAACGAAUAAAGUUAUAGACAAAAAGACUGGUAAAAACAUUCCAUUAGAUGAUGCAUUGAAGAAGGGUUUGGUUGCAACAAAAACAGUUACGUUUUCCCUAUUUGAUGUCAUAGAUUUAGGGUAUUACUCCCCCGAUACGCAUAGAAUCUUGAACCCUAAGACUGGUAAAGUAAUUACUUUAAGUGAAGCUAUUAAAGAUAAACUUGUCAAUCCUUCCGACGUAAAAGUGAAAGAUGACAAAUCUGAGGCCGUUAUUCCAUUCGACCAGGCAGUAAAAACAGGUUUAAUAGACUUGGAACAAGGCAUACUAACUUUACCUGUUUUAAAUCUUAAAGACGCUAGCGAGAAAGGAUACCUUUUAAGUGACAGAAAACCAUGGACACUACAAGAAGGUUUGGUACAAGGGUUCUAUGAUCCUGAAACAGGAUUUUUAACGAUUAAUGAUAAAACUAUGACUUUAGAAGAUGCCAUAAAAGUUGGUAAUAUUAACCCGGAAGCCCUCACUGUCAGAAAUUCCAAAACAGGUGAUAUAAUUUCGUUAGCCGAUGCAAUAAAUGUAGGUAUUAUAGAUUCAAAAGCAGGUAAAGUCCACGAUCCUAUACAAGGUGAUAAAAUCUCUCUAACAGAUGCUUCGGAAAGGGGCUUAAUAGUUCCAGCUAAACGUAAGCUUAGCUUGCCAGAAGCUGUAUUUAAAGGCUUUUAUGAUCCAAAAACUGGCAAAUUUUCACACCCACAAAGCAAUGAAAAAGUUCCAACAGAUAAAGCUAUUAAAAAACGUAUGAUAGAUCCACAGUCCACAUUAGUACAUAUAGCAGGAAAAGUUAUUCCGUUUGAAUUCGCAGUGGAUAAAGGUAUUGUUGACGGUAGAAGAGGUACUGUAAUAUUGGGAGAUGAAAAAAUCGAUUUCCGAGAAGCAUUUGAAAGAGGGUUAUUAGUCGAAGUUCGUAAACCUAUUUCGCUUAUAGAAGCUUUGGAAAAAGGAGUUUAUAAUGAAAUUUCUGGACUUUUUAUGGAUCCUCAGACUGGCAAAAAAUAUACCCUAACAGAAGCGAUUAAAUUAAAUUUAGUUGAUCCAGAAUCAGUCCACAUUCAAGACAACAGAUUAGGAAAAUGGGAUAAACUUAGUUUGUCUGAAUCUCUCAAAACUGGUAUUAUUGAUGAUAAUACAGGUAAAAUAAUAAACAUAAAUAAUGAAAACGAGGAAAUUACUCUUCGCAAAGCUUUCGAAAUUGGGUUACUUGUCGAUAGUAAAGCAUCUAUUAGUCUCCAAAGAGCUUUACAUCAAGGUUUAUAUGACGAUAGCACUGGCAAAAUUAUAGAUCCAACUACAGACCGUAAAAUCACUCUCCAUGAAGCUAUAAGACGGUCUAUUAUAAGUACUAAAUAUCUUUGCUAUUUCGAUAAAAAAUCUGAAAAACCUCUUACUUUGGCGGAAUGUUGUCGUAGUGAAAUCGUUGAUCGGCGAAGCGGAAAGUUCCGUGAACCAGGUUCUGAUGUCCAAAUACCGUUAUCGGAAGCUAUGAGCUUAGGCCUUGUAGUAGACAUUGAGAGUGCAGGUUUUACUCUUUAUGAAACAUUAGCAAUGAAUAUGUAUGAUAUAACUGAAUUUGUAUUUAUCCAUCCAGUAACAGAGAAAAAGAUAUCUCUGAAAACCGCUGUUAUUGAAGAGCUUAUCAAUCCCGAGACUUCAUUAGUUAAACAUAUACCUUCAAGUAAGUACAUAAAACUCAGUGAAGCAAUUGAAAAUGGUAUUGUUGAUGACGCCAAUAGUGUAUAUAUAUUACCCAAUGGAAACCAAAUAAAUUUACUAGACGCUAAACAUCGAGGUUUAGUAGUAACUGGAAAAAAGAAUUUAAGCCUUGAAGAAAUUAUAAGAAAUGGUCUUUUUAGGCCCGAUAAUGGUAAAAUUGUUGAUCCAAUCAGUAAUGAAUUUAUUGACAUUAAUAAAGCAAUUGAAAUUAAAUUAUUAAACCCGGAACUUACCAUUGUCAAAGAUAAUUUCACUAAUAAAUUUAAACCAUUACCAAUUGCUAUUCAACAAGGUGAUGUCGAUGUCACUAAAGGUAGAGUCUUAGAUACAAAAGCAAAGAAAACUUAUAGCCUGGACAUAGCUUUCGAUAAAGGUCUCUUAGUUACGGUCAUUCAACCAAUUACUUCUCAAAUUUCAACUAAACGUUACGUACAAGAUUCAGCAACGUCUAAAGAACCAGUCCUUAGAGAAUUCACAUUAGAGGAAGCUAUAAGGUAUGAAUUUAUUGAUCCCGAUACGGCUGUAAUAAAAGAUCCUCAUAAAAAUAAGUACAUUCCAUUAAGAUUAGGUAUUAGUGAAGGUAUUAUAGAUAAAAACGCAAAAGGUACAUUUGAUACUCAAAAUAGGUCACGUACGCUUUGCUUCGUCUUUGAAAAUAGUUUGAUUGUGUAUGUUCGAGAACCUCUAACGUUUGAACAAGCGAUUGAAAAUGGUCAACUUAACGUCAAUAUCGCUCGAUUUACUGAUCCACAUUCCAGAGAAAUGUUAACUAUUAAGGACGCCGCUAUUUUAGGCUAUAUAGAUUCUGACACAGCGCUCAUUAAAGAUAAUCUUAAGAAGAGGUUAGUGAAACUUCCCGAAGCAUUCCGUAAAGGUCUUAUGGAUGCCGAAAAGGGUAAUAUCUUAGAUACAGAGACCUCUAAACUUAACACCUUAUCCGCCGCAAUAGAAACAGGGUUGCUGAUGACUCCAAAGAAAAGUUUCAGCUUGAUAGAGACAUUAAACUUUGGUAUUUAUAAUCCAACAACUGGAGCACUAAAUGAUCCAUUUAUUACAACAAGUGUAAUGGACCGAAAACGUUUAAAUUUGGGCGAAGCUAUUCAACAAGGCAUUGUUGAUCCAUCCAGUACAGUUGUUAAGGAACCAGAGACGGGAAAAAUAUGGCCGUUAGUGCAGGCUAUUGACCAGAAACUCGUUGAUCCCGUAGAAGGCAGACUGAUAAUAAAUCCAACUAAAGAAGUCAGUCUAGACUUAGUUAAAGCUCUUAAAAAGGGAUAUUUGCUGCCAGCAGAAACGAGGCAAGCAGUAGAAGAGAAGUACAGGCUUUGCGAUGAGACGCUUUCUAAGUUACUGGAAUGGAUUGCCGUUGUUGAAGAGAGACUGGCCAAUCAGGAAGCGGUUAAGGAAGACUUGGACGAAUUACGCAAUCAAAUUAACAUUCUCAAGCUGAUUAAGGAUGAUCUGGAGAGUCAUCAACGUCAAGUGUCCGCGUGCGCUGACCAGGCGAAACAGCUGUUGGUAUCCGGAGGCGAUGUACUGGCCCCACAUGAGGUUGCAGCACUGGAGCGAGGUGUACGACAGUUGAAGCAACGUUUCGACAAAUGCACAGAGAAAUGCGAUAAGAUGUUGAGACGUUUGGCGGCCGCCAGAGACGAGCUGGGCAAGUUCAAUAACGAACUGAAUGCCUUCAACACUUGGAUGGAGGGAGCGUAUCGUAAUCUUGAGGAGAAAGAGGCAGCUCUAUCUAAACUGGAUAAGUUGCCCGGACAGAGCGAAGACGUAAAAGAUUUCGUGUCGGACGUGAUUGCACAUCAAGCGGACCUGCGUUUCAUCACAAUGUCCGCGCAGAAGUUCGUCGACGAAAGCAAGGAAUUCCUAUCUCUGCUGAACGACUAUCGCACAUCGCUGCCGUCGCGUCUGUCGCACGUGGGCGCGGCGAGCGACAGCGCAGUACGCGAGGGAGCGGCGCUCGCGCGACGGCGACACGCCGAUCUUGUCGCGCGUGCGUCACGACUUCAGGACAGACUCCGCGCCGCCGCUCUACUCACGCGACACUAUGGAGACGCACUAGACCGGGCACACCGCUGGUUGGCUGACGUGGAACCACAAGUGCGAUCGGUACUGUCGGAGCCCGUGGGCGGUGAACCUCGUGCGGUCGAGGCGCAGCUGUCAAAGGCGAAAUCUCUGCACAACGAGAUACUCUCACAGGGGCGACUCAUCGACAACGCUAAAGACGCCUGCGACCAACUAGUCAAAUCACUGGAAGGCAACCUGACACCGUCCGAGAUCAGACAACUGGAAGUUCCCAUACUGGACUUGACGGCCCGGUACAAGGAGUUCAGCGGCGCGGUCGGCUCCCGUUGCACCGAACUGGAAGCCGCCCUGCUGCAGUGCCAAGGACUUCAGGACGCUGCUGAAACCCAGGCGCAUUGGCUGGGACAGGCUGAGAGCAUAUUCAAGAACCAACAAAAGCCCGCGUCCCUGAUUCGCGAGCGGCUCGACGAGCAAGUACGAGAGCAUCGCAUCGCACACAACGAGGUCGAGGCGCGGCGCCCCACGCUCGCCAAACUAGUCAGCAGCGCUCGCGAUGCCGCACUCACUCCCUCUAACGCCAGGAUUGCCAAGAAGUUAGAACAGCGAGCCGAGGACAUUUAUGCUAGAUACGAAAAACUACUGGAGCGUUCGAUAAAACGCGCUCAGUUCCUGGAGGAGGUGUCGGGUGAGCUGGCACAAUUCUCGGCUCAGGCGAGCGAACUAGAGGCGGCACAGGCGGCCCUCGCAGAGCGAGCCGACGGCCGGGAACUGGCGCGGCUACCAGCCUCAGAACUGGCACCGCACCACAGGGAACUUGCCCUGCUCAGAGACAAACAAAUGCCAUUACUUGAAGAGUGUCUGCGCAAUGGAAAGCAACUGAUCUCCAAGAAGGAUGUUACCGACACCCACGUCAUACGAGAUCGCAUGAAGGCAUUAGAAAACCAAUGGCGUGACUUCAAUACAUCACUGGAAGAGAAACUGAAGUUAUCUAAACAACGUGCUGAUCAACUCAACCAAUACGAGACACUUAAAUCACAAGUACUAGAGUGGCUACAAACUAUGGAGAAUCGCGUCGGCCGUCUACAACCAGUCGCUGUCGAACUGGACGUAUUGAAACAACAACAAGAGGAAUUGCGUCCUCUCACUAAAGAGUACAGAGACUUCUCUGUUACCAUCGACAAGGUGAACGAAGCCGGCGGUAUGUACGAGGCACUGUCUCGAUCGGAGCGGGCGGACAGUCCACCUCGCAGGCGCGCGCUCUACAGCCCCACCAAGAGACACACGCCAGGCCGCACCCUAGACGGGCGAUCCCCGUCCCCGACGAAAGGUCAUGGACUGGUCAGUCCUGGGUCCACUCACUCCACAUCCAGUGGAUUCUCAUCUCGCCGUUCCAGCCAAGAAGGAUUCCAUCUUGAAGAACUAUCACCGGUUCAACAACAAUUAUCCGAGAUCAAUAACCGGUACAGUCUGCUCGGCACCAAGCUGUCCGACCGGCAGACGGAGCUCGACGCCAUCAGGGAGGAAGUCAAGAAGCAUUUGGAGAGCUUCCGAGCAUUGAACACCUUCCUUGAUAAGGUCCAAAGACAAUUGCCCAAAGACUCCGUGCCCAAUACAAAGGAGGAAGCGGAUAAAACCAUCAAGGCCGCGCGAGCGGUACUCGAAGAAAUGUACGAGAAACAGAGUAUUCUGGACUCUACUAAGACUCAGGUUCGAGAGCUACUGCGCCGUAAGCAAAGCGUCCAAGGCGCUGAUCGAUUACACGACGGACUAGAAGAGGUCGCAGCCCGAUGGAAGACACUACACGACGCCUUGAAAGACAAGAUCCGUCUAAUGGAAGAGAUGAAGGACUUCCACGACACACACAGCAACCUGUCCGGAUGGCUAGCAGCCAAGGACCGCAUGAUGGCUGCUCUCGGACCGAUCUCCACUGACUCCAGGAUGGUGCAAACACAAGUGCAACAGGUGCAGGUGCUGCGCGAGGAGUUCCGCGGGCAGCAGCCGCAGCUGUCGCACCUGGCGGACGUGGCGGCCGCCGUGCUGGCGCGCCUCCAGCCGCGCUCCCACCACGCAGACACACUGCGACAGAAGGUCCAGGAUCUUCAAGACAAAUGGAACGACCUACUCAACAAACUGGAGCAGCGCGCGGAGUCGCUGGGCGCGGCGGCGGACACGUCCCGCGAGUUCGACGCGGGGCUGGCGCGGCUGCGGGACGCGCUCCACGCCAUCGGGGACAAGCUCGACGACGUCGCGCUCGACGCGGAGCCAGACGAACAGCUCCGCAAGAUAGAGAAUCUCGAGCGGCAGUUAGAAGGACAACGCCCUCUACUGGCAGACUUAGAAGCGGCUGGAGCAACCUUGGCCGACGUCCUCUCAGACCCGGCCUCCAGGCAGGACAUUCAGAGCAAACUGGCUGCGGUCGCCCGCCAAUACGACAACCUGCAAAGGAAACUCGACCUUAAGAAAGCUGAAAUAGAAGCUGCUCUUAAGGAUGGUCGCAAUCUAGAAGAAAAUGUGUCCCGUACUCUCGGAUGGCUGCAGUCUGAACUGGGCGCUUUACCGUCACGCCUCCAAGUCUCAGCAGACAGCGUCAAGUUACAACAUCAGCUGGAACGACACGAGCCUCUCUACAGAGAGCUGACGCAGCGUGAGCACGAACUGAUCAUGCUACUGGAUAAAGGUCGCGAGAUGGAGAAGAAGCCAGCUCACCAGGGGCUCCGUAAAGAUCUGGACAGGAUCCAGACGCAGUGGGACAAACUGAAGAGGGAAAUAGUAGACCGUCACACCAGACUACAGACCGCUAUGGAACAUUGCCGUAAAUAUACCAAGGCACAAGAGUCUUUCCUACCCUGGUUGUCCGAAGCCGAGGAGCGACUUGCCAAGCUGCCAGCCGCCGCCUUCACCAAGAAGGAAGUGGAGAAGCAGCUCCGUGAGUUGCAGCAGAUCAGAAACGAUAUCUGGAAGAGAUCUGGUGAAUACGAGAACAACAAGACGCUGGGCGAGACGUUCAUAUCGGCGUGCGACAUCGACCAGGAAAUAGUGAGGAGGCAACUCGACGCCAUGAAGGAGAGAUGGGAUCGACUCAACAACGAUGUGCUUUCACAAGUGGAAUUCUACGAGACGACAGCACGCAAACUGGGCGAUUUUGCUGAACGCGUUCGCGCGGUUGAAACACCGCUACAGCGCUGCGAAGAACGGCUUCAGGAUGCUUUGUCGGCUCCUCCAGCCGCUGCAGCAGAAGCUGUGGCCCGCUUGACGGACCAAAUACACGCUUUGAGAGCACCGCUGCAGAGCAUCAACUCGGCCGCGGACGACAUCGUGACGCUGGCGCUGGAGUGUGCCGGGCCCGAGGCAGCCGGCCGCGCCCGGCCCGUGCUGGAGGAGCAGGCGGCGGCGCUGGCCGACAGGCUGCACCACCUCCAGGAGCGCGCAGCACACGCCGGCGGCAGGCUGGCCGGCGCCGCACAGGCCAUGACGCACUUCCAGGACAAAGUGAAGAGUCUAGCGCAUGAUCUCUCCGAGCUGGAGAAAGAAUUAGACGGAAUGAAGCCGCCUGGUAGAGAAAUCAAGACCGUUAAACAGCAACUGGAUGAUAUCGUGCGCUUCUACAAACGGCUGGAGAAGGCCGACGACCUGGUGGGUGACACUGAGCAUGCAGCCGAGAGUCUUGUCGACAGCGGCUACUCAAUAGACACCGGCAAGAUCAGGGAACAGGUGGAAAGUCUGCGUAAACAGCUAGCCAGGCUGGACGAGCGCGCGCGGUCCAAGGAACAAGACCUUGACGAUACCCUCAGUAAGCUGGAAGCGUUCUAUAAGGCGUACGACUCCGUUAUGGACGACGUUCAAGAGGCGGGAGAACAGGUGCGAAACCUCAAACCUGCGUCAUCCGAGGUGGAACAGAUCAGAUCGCAACAGAAAGAUUUCGCUGAACUGAAGCGACGUACACUGGAGCCGCUCGGGCAGAACGUGACACACUGCAACAAGAUCGGACAGGGCCUGGUCAGGUCCGCGCUGCAAGGCGUCAGCACACAGCAGCUGGAGAAGGACCUGGAGAAGAUGAACGACAAGUGGAACACGCUUAAGGAGAAGAUGAACGAACGCGAGAGACGUCUCGAUGUGGGGUUACUGCAGUCAGGCAAGUUCGCCGAGGCACUCGCCGGCCUUGAGAAGUGGCUCGCGGACACCGAAGAAAUGGUCAACAACCAGAAACCACCGUCGGCUGAUUAUAAGGUGGUGAAGGCGCAGUUACAGGAACAAAAGUUCCUGAAGAAGAUGCUGAUGGACCGUCAGAACUCCAUGUCGUCAUUAUUCGCGAUGGGUAAUGAAGUGGCGGCUGGAUGCGAACCAGCCGAGAGGAAGUCUAUUGAGAAGCAGCUCAAGGGUCUGAUGCAGAGGUUCGACGCUCUCACCAACGGCGCUCAACAAAGGAUGCUGGAUCUUGAGCAGGCCAUGAAGGUCGCGAAACAAUUUGAAGAACAGCUGCAACCUCUAGUGGAAUGGCUGAGCGUGACAGAACGUAAAGUGAAGGCGCUUGAACUGGUGCCCACUGACGAAGAGAAGAUACAGCAGAAGAUCAGAGAACACAAGAAUUUGCACGACGACAUCCUCUCGAAACAGCCUCCAUUCAAACAGCUAACAGAGACCGCAUCUAUCCUCAUGGGAUUGGUCGGAGAUGACGAGGCCACCGCGCUGGCUGACAGACUACAAGCUGCUACUGACAGAUAUCAAACUCUAGUCGACCACAGCCUGAACAUCGGCUCACUGCUGGACAGCUCCCGCAAGGGUCUCAGGCAUCUAGUCCUCACAUACCAAGAUCUGUCCGCCUGGAUGGACGGCAUGGAACAGUAUCUAGCUAAAAGGAAGAUUCUUCCCGUACAUAUGGAGAAACUGCUCAGACAGAUGGAUGAGCUUGCCGAGAAAACGGAAGAGAUAGCCGCCAAACAGGAAGCCGUGGACAGCACAGUGGAGUCAGGUUUGGAGCUGAUGAAGCACAUCUCAGGGGACGAAGCUCUUCAACUGAAGGACAAGUUGGACGCUCUCCAGCGUCGGUACAACGACCUGACUAGCCGGGGAGCUGAACUGCUGCGCGUUGCCACGGAGACUUUGCCGCUAGUCCAACAACUAUAUAACAGUCACGGCAGGCUGACCGACUGGAUGGCUGGCGCCGAGUCGUGCCUACAAUCAGUGGAGCCACGAGAGGAAGACAUCCUGAGACUGGAGGCUGACCUACAGGAGUUCAGACCUGUACUGGACAACAUCAAUCUCAUUGGACCCCAGCUCUGUCAGAUAUCACCAGGAGAGGGCGCCACCUACAUCGAGGGCAUUGUAACUCGCGACAACCGUCGGUUCGACGCCAUCGCAGAACAAAUACAGAGGAAGGCGGAGAGAUUGCUGCUAAGCAAGAAGCGUUCGCUAGAAGUAGUGGGCGACAUGGAGGAAGCGAUCGAGUGGCUGCGAGCUGCCGACGCUCAGCUGCGGGACGCGGAGCCGCCCAGCAGCGCGCCCGCCCGCGUGCGCGCCCAGCUCAAGCAGCAGCGCCCGCUCAACGACGACGUCGCCGCCCAGAGGGUGCGGGUUCGAGACCUGCUCAGUCAAGCCAAGAAGGUGCUGCGUGAGUGUCAGUCGUCAGAGGAGACGGGCGUGAUCCGUGAACGCAGCGAGGAGUUGAAGGAGAUGAUGGACGAGGUCGGCCAGCUCAGUGCCGACCGCCUCGCGGCUUUGGAGCAGGCCCUACCGCUCGCUGAACACUUCGCCGAUACACACCACGGUUUGUCGUCGUGGCUGGACGAUAUGGAGAAGCAGAUCGAGAUGUUGGCCAUGCCGGCUCUCCGGCCCGAGCAGAUCGUGCAGCAGCAAGACAAAAACGAGAUGUUGCAAUCAUCGAUCGCCGGGCACAAGCCUCUCGUCGAUAAACUGGUGAAGACUGGCGAAGCACUCGCCCGCCUCUGUGGCGAAGAAGACGCCAACAAAGUACAGGAUAUAGUGGAGAGUGACUGCGAGAGAUACAACGCGCUACGAGCGGAGCUGCGACAGAGACAACAAGAGUUGGAACAGGCGCUGCAGGAGUCUUCACAAUUCUCAGACAAGCUGGAGGGCAUGCUGCGUGCGUUGGCUGGAACUGCUGAUGCUCUGCAACACGCCGAGCCAGUCUCUGCACAUCCACCCAAGAUACAAGACCAAAUCGAGGAAAACAAUUCCCUGGUGGAGGACUUGGAGAAGCGUCAAGAGGCGUAUAAUGCGGUACAACGCGCCGCGUCUGACGUCAUCAGCAAGGCCAACAAGAGCGACCCGGCUGUACGUGAUAUACGCAACAAACUGGACAAGUUGCACAAAUUAUGGAACGACGUACAAAAGGCUACGAACGAUCGCGGCCAGUCUCUGGACAACGCACUGGACAUAGCUCGCAAGUUCUGGCAGCAGCUUGACGCUGUGAUGGCCACGCUCGCCGAACUCGAGGACACCCUCACGGCCCAGCCGCCGCCGGCAGCGCAACCCAGAGCCAUCCAGGCGCAGCAGGUCGCCCUGCAGGAGAUCAGGCACGAGAUCGACCACACCAAGCCCGAGGUGGAGAAAGUCCGCAAGACAGGAUCAACUCUGAUGUCACUAUGCGGAGAGCCCGAUAAGCCAGAAGUCAAGAAACACAUGGAAGAUCUGGAUAAUGUUUGGGACAACAUAACAGCACUGUACGCAAGGCGAGAAGAGAACCUGAUCGACGCUAUGGAGAAAGCCAUGGAGUUCCAUGACACAUUACAGAAUCUGCAAAAGUUCCUGGAUACCGCCGAGGACAAGUUCUCUCGCAUGGGUCCGCUGGGGUCCGACAUCGAUGCCGUCAAACGGCAGAUCGCCCAACUAGCCACCUUCAAGCAAGAAGUCGACCCACACAUGGUCAAAGUCGAAGCACUGAACAGAAGUCUAAUGAGACAAGCGCAAGAGUUGACGGAGCGCACAUCAUCGGAACAGGCGGCGGCUAUCAAGCAGCCGCUGACAGAAGUGAACACGCGCUGGUCGACACUCCUCAGGGGUAUGGUCGAACGGCAACAGCAGCUUGAGAGAGCGCUGCUCAGGCUUGGACAGCUGCAACACGCACUGCAAGAACUCCUCACCUGGAUACAGAACACUUGCGACACCCUCGAUACUUUACGGCCCGUGGCCGGCGACCCCCAAAUCCUGGAGGUGGAGCUAGCCAAGCUGAAGGUGCUGGUGAACGACAUCGCGGCGCACCAGGCCAGCGUGGACACCCUCAACGAGGCCGGCGCGCAGAUCGUGCAGCAGGGUACGGACGAAGCGGGCGAGACGGCUGAGAAACUGGCAACGUUGAACAGAAAGUGGCGAGAAUUGCAGCAGAAGGCUAGAGAUCGACAGACGGAACUCGAGGAUGCGCUUAGAGAGGCUCAGAGCUUCAAUGCUGAGAUUGGCGAUCUACUCUCGUGGUUAUCAGAGGUGGACAGUGUCAUCGCAGCAUCGAAACCCGUCGGCGGUCUACCCGAGACUGCUUCGGAACAGCUCGAGAGAUUUAUGGAGGUAUACAACGAGAUUGAAGCCAAUCGUCCUAAGGUUGAAGCCGUAUUACAACAAGGUCAAGAGUACCUCAAGCGGCAGGACAAACCCAACCCCACCUCGCAACUGCACCAUAACCUCAAGAACUUGAAGACCAGAUGGGACAGUGUUACAGCUAGAGCGUCAGAUAAGAAGAUCAAACUGGAGAUAGCGCUGAAGGAAGCGACUGAGUUCCAUGACGCGCUGCAGGCGUUCGUGGACUGGCUGACCAGCGCUGAGAAGACCCUCACAUCCGCCAAACCUGUCUCUAGGGUCAUGGAGACUUUACUCACUCAAAUCGAAGAGCACAAGUCGUUCCAAAAGGAAGUGGCUACCCACCGCGAGACCAUGCUCCACCUGGACAAGAAGGGUACCCACCUGAAAUACUUCAGCCAGAAACAAGAUGUGAUCCUCAUCAAGAAUCUUUUGGUCUCCGUACAGCAUCGGUGGGAGAGGGUGGUGUCGAAAGCUGCGGAGAGAACGAGGGCUUUAGACCAUGGUGUCAAGGAGGCCAAGGAAUUCUCAGAUAUGUGGAACAACUUGAUGAAUUGGCUCUCUGAUACUGAACAACAACUGGACCAACUCAACUCGGAGGCUACCGUCAACGACCCGGAGAAAAUUAAGCAGAGGUUGCACAAACAUCGCGACUUCCAAAAGUCACUUGCCGCUAAACAACCUGCAUACGAUCAAACAAUGAAGACAGGCAAACAGCUCAAGGAUAAGGCACCCAAGUUCGACGAGAAUACGCUGAAGACGAUGAUCAGUGAUCUUAAGUCGAAAUGGACCACUGUUUGCUCGAAGGCUGUGGAUAGACAACGCAAACUGGAAGAGGCGUUGCUGUACUCCGGCCAGUUCAAAGACGCGAUGUCAGCUCUACUGGACUGGUUGAAGAAACAACAGAAGGAACUUGGUAGUGACUCUCCCGUGCACGGUGAUCUCGACACCGUGAUGGCUCUUAUUGAACAGCAUAAGCAAUUCGAAGAGGACCUGCAUUCACGCGAGCAGCAGAAGCAGUCGGUGCUGAAGACAGGCAAAGAGUUGGAGGCGACUGUACCGGUAGAGGACGCGUCCGCCAUCCGACAGCAGUGCAGCGAACUGCAACGCAUCUGGGACCAAGUAAUUGGCCUCAGCGACCGAAAGGCUACCAGACUCGAAGCUGCACUCAAGGAGGCUGAAAAACUACAUCGCUCCGUCAACAUGCUCCUCGAAUGGCUCUCCGAUGCCGAGACCAAGCUCCGAUUCUCUGGCCAGUUACCUGAAGGUGACCAGGAGACGUUGCAACAGAUAAGAGACCACGAGCGGUUCAUAUACGAACUCAAAGAGAAACAGAAAGACAAAGAAGAAACCAUCACUCUAGCACAUUCCAUAUUGGGCAAGGCUCAUCCAGACGCGGUGACGGUCAUCAAACACUGGAUCACGAUCAUCCAGAGUAGAUGGGAUGAGGUAUGGCAGUGGGCAAUGCAGCGUGGAGGCAAGUUGGAGACGCAUAUGCAGAGCUUGAAAGAUCUGGAUCUCGUGCUGGAAGAGCUGCUUAAGUGGCUCAUCGGCUUAGAAAGCACUCUGCUAUCCUUGGAAUCGGAACCACUGCCGGAGUCUAUUGAACUACUGGAAGGACUGAUCGAAGACCAUAAGGUGCUAAUGGAACACACGCAGAAGAGGCAGAACGAAGUCGACCGCGUCUGCAAAGCGUACCAGGUCAAGAACCAAAGCCAAGGACGCGAGUCGACUCCAAGGAAAGUGUCGGCCAAGAGCGCCACCAAAGGUGCACCUGGACGUGGAUCGCAGCACGACCUCAAUAGAGACAGAUCUGUUUCACCUGAUUAUUACGGCACCAGACGUUACAGAUCCCGGAUACACAGUCGAAGUAGGACAGGAAGCCGUGUGAGCCCCGGCCGGGACAGUCCAGAUCGCAAUCUACCACACUACGGCCCGAGGUUCCCACCGAAGGGAAGCAAAGGCGCAGAACCGGAGUUCCGUUCACCGAGAGUCAAACAACUGUGGGACAAAUGGCGUACAGUGUGGCUGUUAGCGUGGGAAAGACAGAGACGACUACACGAGCGUCUCGCUCAUUUGAAGGAACUGCAACGAGUAUCGAACUUCAGCUGGGAUGAUUGGAGAAAGCGGUUCCUGAAAUUCAUGAAUCACAAGAAGUCACGUCUGACGGACUUGUUCCGCAAGAUGGACAAAGACAACAACGGCUAUAUACCCAGGAACGAGUUUAUAGAUGGCAUCAUCGGCACCAAAUUCGACACAUCCCGACUGGAGAUGGGCGCGGUAGCGGACCUAUUCGAUAGGAACGGCAGCGGACUCAUAGAUUGGGAGGAGUUUAUCGCCGCCCUCAGACCUGACUGGGUGGAACGGCGUGGUCCCCCCACGGACGCGGACAAGAUCCACGAUGAAGUCAAGCGGUUGGUCAUGCUGUGCACAUGCCGACAGAAAUUCCGCGUCUUCCAAGUCGGUGAAGGCAAAUACAGGUUCGGAGACUCGCAGAAGCUCCGUCUUGUCCGCAUUCUGCGGUCGACCGUGAUGGUCCGUGUCGGCGGCGGUUGGGUCGCACUAGACGAGUUCUUAGUCAAGAACGACCCGUGCAGAGCUGAGGAGUUUAUGGAGCAGCUGAAGCCGAUAUUUGAGGCUUUACGGCAACGGGAAGAGCUCCCGUGCUCGUAUCCACUUCACGUCGGCUCAACACAUGGCACUAAACAGGCGUUCAUAUACGGCCACUCAAGAUCUCAAGGUUCCACGACGCCGGGUGCCCACCACUAUACCCAUCACCACGGAUAUCAGCCGUCACCAGGAUACCAUUGGGUAAGGGAACGUACAGUACGAUCGGUUCCGAUGUCGGGCGGUGGUGUAACCGGUCGGGCGUCGAGAUCUUCCCUCAGCGCCGGCACUCCAGACUCUCUAAGUGACAACGAAGCCGCUAGCGGCCUCGGAGCGAGAUACAGAAAGCCUAGCGUACCCAGAUCAACAUUAACACCCGGCGGUUCACGACCAGGCUCAAGACCAGGAUCAAGAACAGGGUCGAAACCACCCUCGAGGCAUGGAUCAAAUCUAUCUCUAGAUAGUACAGAUGAAGUCACAACGCCAUCGCGCAUACCAAUGCGUAAAGUGACGAACACGCGCGCAUCUACAGCACGCGCCGCUGCUACGGCCAGCAAACUCGGUGUCAGCACACCCAACGGCAGCUCCAGACCUCGCACUCCGACUGGAUUCUUAACGCCAGCAAGUGGAAGGUACGGUAACGGAGCUAUGUACCGCACAUCCAGUAUACCCACACUGGCACCCGUGCCGCCGUUACUGAGCUCAACACAUUCCCAGCCAUCUUCUUUGGCUUCUGAACAUCCCAAAUCUAUUUCACAUAAUCAUCCAGCAUUCCAAACUCAGGGUUCGACUAAAAUUCCCGUAUAUGUCGGCCCACGUUCCCAGAGAACACCGUCCGUCGAAAGACGUAUGAAAAAGUCAAAAAUACACUCCAGAGAAACCUCACAAGAACCUAGCCCAACAUCCCAAGAUCCUUCAAGGAAAUCCGAGCAGAGGACUCCAGAAGAUGAUUCCUCAUUGCUUAGCAUUUCGGGAAUGACGAGCGACAAUGAAUAUGAGAGUAAUAUAAGCGAGUCAAGCGGCGAUGCGUCAAAGCCCACGCAACGUGAUGCCAAAGGGAGUGGAUCGUUUGCCUCUACCGAAGGACAAACGCCCGGAAGGAGUCGCAUCCCUCUAUUAAAGGAUCACCAUACUAACUGUAAUCUCAAUAGGCAAAGGACGCCGUCGGGAAGUACGACACCCGUCCGUUCAGGGCAGACGACGGCCGUGUCGCGGCUGCUACGGAAGCCCUCGGACGCAUCCGACACUGCAGCGCCCACCACGCCAAGCUCCCGACGCGGAACUCCAGCAUCAUCUCGAACUACGGAUAAACGCGAACCAUUCCGAUUGUAGACGAAAUAUUAGAGAAUCAAAACGUCCACACUUGAAAAGUAUGAUUUUUAAAAAGUGAUAAUUUUUUAUAUUGAAAUUACUUUUUGAAAAUAUAUUUGUGUGCCGAAUUGAGUCUAUGAACUGCUAGUCGCUUUGAAAAUUAUUCUAUUUGACACUUCUUUUGCAAAUUUUUUAUAUUGUAAGCGAAUAUAUUUGUAACAUAUACCCCACCUGUAAACAAAAUAAAAAUCUUUUAUGUCAUAGCGGCUGGCAUUCAUAGAGGCAAGUGCCCAUAUUUAAUAAUAAUACUAACAUUGAAUUAACCAAUUCGCGAAUUGAGCCAAGCUUAAAAACGAAUUUGCGGAUGUGGCUUUUUAGUUAAGUGAAAACAAUAGAUGGUAGUAGUAAAACUUAAAGUCUGCACUUGUUGCCUUGUAUACCUAUUUGUUUUGUACAAGCCGUGCGAUUAUUGUGCACGUUACAAUAUUUUAUUUAUUUUGUGCUGUCAGUAUUCCCAAGUUCUGUUUAAUAUAUUGAGCAAAUCGUCAAACUUUUUCAAUGUGAAUAUAUCCCUUCUUAUUUAUUAUCGACGUUGCCAUAAUUGUUAGUGUAUGUUUUGUAUGUAAAAUACGUAUUUGGGUCUCUCUGUAGAGACUGGGAAAAGUGUGAUUUUUAAUCUGUUUUGUAAUAUUUUUCCUUUAGGGACCAUUUUGUUGAUUAAAUUAUUGAUAAUAGGCGAUCGUCUGUUACCGCUAUUAGUGGUCACAAUUUCGGGCACUUAGUAUCGCCAGACUAGGUGUUUCGAUAGAACCACUGAUUGUUGUCACCGAUGAUCAUAUUAGGUGAUAAUAGUGUUAUUUAUACAUUAUUAUUUUGUAAUGCACAAUCAUGUUUUUUUCGUAUAGAUCCUUUUUUUUUGUGUUCAUUAUUAUAUGUUACGAUUUAUCACUAUUACUUUAUUGUACAUUUAUGUAUGAGAUUUAUUAUGUUUAAUUGCAAAAUUUCUUUAAAAUCAUGGGAAUAGCAUGUCUUUAAGAGUUGUUAUUGUGACUAUCGCCAGAGUCAUGAUUGCAACUCAUUGAAAAUCUGCUCAUAAAAAAAAUGUUUAAUUUUUAAGUGAUCUAACUGAAGUACACUGUCCCAAAAAGACAUUUACUUAAUAAUAAAAA